Molecule: messenger RNA, 2082 nt
Organism: Aspergillus calidoustus
Lineage: Eukaryota; Fungi; Ascomycota; Eurotiomycetes; Eurotiales; Aspergillaceae
Source: the annotation of a GenBank genome assembly
AUGGCCGCCCUCCACGAAGCACUAAAACUCCUAACUGGCACCCACUGGGACACAAUCCCCGCAGACCAAUCCGACCUCCGCACCUACCUCGCCGACCUCUCCACGAAAGCCCGCCUAAUAAUCGACUCCGUCCCCGAACCCCAUUCCUCCUCCUCCUCAUCCGCCGAAACUAACAACACAACCACAUACGGCAAACUAAAACCCUCCCGCGCCCGCCUCGGAACAACAGACGAAACCAUCCUCGCCCACCAACGCGAAUGGAGCAAGCCCGUGAAAGUCGGCAACGCCCGCGAUAACCCGCUCGGGAUCCAGGUGUACAAGCUCCCCGGCGCAGACGGCAAGGGCCACUGGUUCGGCCGGCGUUCCAUACAUGAGGGCUUACCCUUCUCCGUGUGGGAGGAGAAGCUCUCGAGCGAGAUGAAGGAGACACUAAAGAAUAACCAGUGGCGUAUUGAGAGGGGUCUCCCCGCGGACCAGGCAGUGCGGGGGAUCGGUGCGGAGAAGCAGAUUGAGGAGGUGGAGGUACGGGAUGAGGAUGGGGAGACCGUGUUGGGGCGGGUGAGUGUUUAUCAUGUCUCUGCACAGUUCCCGCGGCCGACAACGGCGAGGGAUUUUGUCACUAUGAUCAUCACGUGGGAGCGUUCGUGGAGCGUUGCGAGUGAGGGGGAGGGGAAAGGGAGGGCUGGGCGCAGCUGGAUGAUGGUUUCGAGGCCGUGUGUACAUCCUGAUGUUCCCGAGGUGCAGGAUUAUAUUCGGGGCGAGUAUGAGUCUGUUGAGAUGAUUCGGGAGAUUUUGGUUGAUAGGGAUGAGAGGGAGGGAUCGUCUGGGACUAGCUCGGGUGGGGGUUCGAGUUCGAAUGGGACUGAUAAAGAGCCUGCAGAGGACGAGUCGAACCCAGUCGAGUGGAUUAUGGUGACUCGGUCUGACCCUGGAGGUACUAUACCGCGGUGGAUGGUUGAAAAGGGGACACCGAAGAGCAUCUGCUCCGACGCAGCAAAGUUUCUAGACUGGGCGUCCCAGCCAAAUUCGGGGGCAAAGCAACGCGAGCGAGCAUCCACGUCGAAAUCACAGGCUUCUCAGCCAGCGACUGCAGAUGCGGAAGAUUCAGAGAGCAGCGACUCGGAUCUGAGCGAGUACGAUCAGGAAGAACACCACGGCCUCAUAGCGAGUGUUAGCCAGCUCCUCCAGGCGGGUCUCGAGCGAUACGCACCACAGGCAGUCCUAAGCUACAUACCCCAGCACUCACGCCAACAAUCCGCUUCAGGCACAACAGACGUCGAUAGUAGCUCAACAAACACAGCUCGCGAAGUAACCCCAGAGAGCCAGAGCCGAGACGUAAAAUCAUCGGACACCCAAGACGAGACACUGUCACUCAACUCCGAACUCAACACCGAACCCAACACGCCCGGAGACAUCAACCUCGACAUCUCAGCUGCGGAGCUCCUCCAGCGAACAAAGAAGGGCAAACUCUCCUCACACGAGCGCCAGCUCGCCAAGCUCGCCCAGCAAAAACGCAGCGUCGAAGCCCAGAUUGACCUCGUCCGCUCGGACAUCCAGUCUCUCGGCCUGCGCCCUCCGGAAGACGACGUCAGAAAGGAGAAAGCCGCUGCCCUGGGUUCAGUGGACGUGCCAUCAGGCGGUACAAGUCCCACAAGCAGCACGCAGAAACUCGGCUCCGAGGACCGCACGUCGAGUAGCAGCAACGUGCGCAGCCGCGCCGACACGCCAUCAACCGAACACCCGGAGAUGAACAAAGUCGCUACGGCGCUCUUUCGCGAGGAAUCGAAGCUCGUCCGCCGCCUUGCGAAGAUCGAACGGCACCAGCUCAAGGAAGCCGCGAAGCUCGAGGCACAUCAGCGCAAGGAGGCAGAGAAGCACGAUAAGGCGCACUCGCGGAAUGAGACCGAGUCGUUGCGCCGCGAACUCGAGAGCGUCAGGAAGGAGUGCGAGAAGCUGAAGAGUGAGCGCAAGCAGUGGCUUAGCCUUAUUGGGUCGUUGCAGGCGGAGAAUACGAAGCUUGCGAGGCAGGUUGGGGCAGUGACGGGGGCGGGGACAGCGUCGGGUGUGGAAGGGAAGAAGUGA